GAAGUCUUAAAGAGUUUAAUAUAACUAUAAUAAAAAAAUAAGUUAGUGAAAAUGCAAUUGUCAUUUAAGAUUAUUUUGCUCGAUCUAAUCGCUCUGCCCCGCUGGACUUAGUUAACUGUCUAUGCUGGGAUGCAAUGAAACCUCUGUCAAUGCUCGUCUUAUUGCACAAAAAAGGAAAGACGACAUAAACAAGUUUGCUGUGUCUAUAUAUACCUAUAUACUUAUGCUGCGCUGCGUACAAUACGAGUGUGGCUGUUGCAUUAAAAAUUAUAAUAUUAUAGAAAAAAUAUAACAAUUAUAUUUUUUCGAUAUCAUUCUUGGAAAUACGGAAUAACGACGGCAACUACACAACCAAACAUGAAUCAAUGUUCGAAUACAUCGGGUACAACACAUACCACCAUAACGGUCUUGGAAGACAGCGGCAGUUCCAUUGGUAGCGCGUCCAUUUCGGGCCUUAGCAAUGGCAUACAUAAUUUAGACUUGGAGCAAAGCAAUGAGCGUGACCAUGACACAACAAGCAAUACCACGGCAUCGCAAAACUCCCAAUGCUACACCGAAAGAAUGCGUCAAAUAAAUUUGCCAUUGGAAGCGGAAACGACUACACAUCGCAUAUAUUGCUAUCGCAAAAGAAUAUUCAUUGAAUUUGAACACUUAACGAAUACUGCUAGUGAAGAAAUAUGUAUAGAAAUAAGUCGGCGGAUGGGUAUACUCCCAAACACAAGAUUACUAUUUGGCUUAAAGGUUUACGAAGAUAGUAAUCAAGAGGAAUGGUGUUUACCCGGACAACCAUUGCGUCCUGGGGUUAAAUAUUGCUUUCGUAUGCGUUUCAAAAUGCCUCCUCUAGAUGGCCAGCUACAAUCCAUGGAUCCUAAUGCAUAUGAAUAUUUAUACAACCAAAUGCGCCAUGAUAUGGUGCAUGAUUGCAUUCCAUCCAUUCGAUAUCCUUUAAAAAAAGACAAUGUAAUGGGCCUAGGAGCGGUUGAUAUGUACAUCGACUCAUUGGAACAUAGGGAACCUGUGGAUCGCAUUGAAUCCAAUUAUAAACGCUAUUUACCCCGCCCCUUGGUUAAGGCCCAUAAAAUAUUUAUAAAACGUAAAAUAUGCAACUCAUUUCGUUUGCUACGUGAGAAAAAAAUCGAAUUGGCGCGAGUCAAAUGGAAUUAUGUACUCCAGCUCAACAAUCUUGCUCCAGACUACUUAUUGGAGACUUUUAAGGGCGUCGUGGAUUUUAUACCUGGUGACAUAUCGACUUCCGUUCCUGUUGACGGAGGUGGUAGUCUUGCCAAUCCAACGACGGCCAAUGUUUUUAUAAAACUGGAUUUGUACGAUACCCCUGAGCCCGGCUUAAAAGUCGCCAGAAGAACGAGUAAGGACAAACUGGAGUGGGCCUUAGUGAGUAAACUUGAGAACAUUUAUGCAGUGUACACACGUGGGGUUAGCCCCAAUACACUGAGCUGCCGCUUGGAAAUCACCGGUAUGCCAAAUGGUUACCGCAUACAAUUUGAAAGUAAAAUUCAACUGGAGGCAUUUAUUUCUUAUCUCUCUGGCUAUAUGAGAUUAACCACUAAAUGGAUGGUAAAUCUUUGCCUACAAUACUCUACACCCUCAUUGGAGGAAUUAAUAGCGCUACACUGUCAUGGUCCAAUCGGUGGCGCCUUCUCCUUUGCAAAAAUACGUGAACAAGGUAACAAAUGCGGCAGUUAUAUUAUUCGUCAAUGUGAAAAGGAAUACGAUACAUAUUACAUUGAUAUCAACACAAAAUCAAUAUGUGAAGGAUUACAGCCAGAAAAAUUCAAAACGGAGACAUUUAAAAUUACAAAAGAGGUUAACAUGGCAUUUAAAAAUCAAAUAGUGGUGAAGACUAUUAUGUGGAAAUUACAUUUAAAUGGAACUAUAGAAGUUUUUGAUAAACUAAACAAGCUGGCAAAUUUUUUACAAACAGAAUCAGAGCGUAAAACCCGUCUAUCUCCAUCAGAUAAUGACAAGUCGCCGCUUUUGUUAAUAUGUUUGCCAAAAAAUGUGCAAUCAAAAAAGACUGAAAAGGAAUUAAGCGAAGCUGAACUCCAACGUAAACGUGUGCAAAUACUUGAUCUAGCCAAGGACCUGCAAUGGUAUCACAAUUCUUCUCGCAAUUGUGACAAUAGUAAAAUGACAGAAAUAAAAGCCGAUUGGAUACAAGAUGGAGGAUUUAAAGAUGUUACGGUUACACUUAAAGUACUUAAAUUUGAAGAAGACUUCAAGGAAUUUAGAAGCUUGGCUUCUACUUGGAGUCGUAUCCAAUCCCCUCAUAUCAUAAAACUAUUUGGUCUGACUUUGGAGCCCCCAUUUACCAUGGUCAUGGAAUAUUGUAAGUUUGGACCACUCAGCGAAUUUUUAAGACACAAUAAGACAAAAGUGUCAUUGCGUCAAUUAAUAGAUGUCGUUCAUGGCUUGGUUAGAGGCAUAGUAUAUCUGCGAAAUCAUCACAUCAUACAUGGCUAUAUACGGUGUGCAAAUUUAUAUGUUACAAAAUUUGACACUAAAACACAAAUUCUGGAAGCAAAAAUCUCAGAUUCAGGAUUUCCGCGGGCCUACCGAAGAGAUGAUUUACCCUGGAUACCUUUCGAAUAUCACAAUAACUUAAGAGCUGCUAAAAAAGAACCUGAUGUUGAUGUAUGGGCCUUUGCUACAACAGUGUGGGAAAUAUUCUCACGUGGCGAGCCAAUUGGCUUGGUGACAACUGAGAUGCUGAGACAAAACUACAGCAGAGACGGUGGUAUACUACCCAUGCCAGACGAUUGCCCACCAGAAAUAGCCGAAAUUAUAAUGGACGGUUGGAAUACAGACCCAGAAAAAACCUUCAAUCAUAUGCAAAUAAUAGAACGUUUAAGCUGCAUAAAGGAGAGCCACAGUACCGAUUCUACAACCAGAGAUGUUUCAGAAAACAUUUUUGAGAAUUUGGAAGAUGAUCGGGCCCUACACAAUGGUUUUACUGAACAGAGCGAUAUUUUCAGUUUUCCUAGUUAUUUCAAUGCAACGAAUUCGGUGCUAGAAAUACCGCGUGGCAAAGUAAUAUUCAAAAAGAAAAUUGGCGAAGGCCAUUACGGCACUGUUCAUUUGGGUGAGGUUCGUUAUAAUGAUAGUAAUACAAGGGAAUAUGUAGCCAUAAAAACAUUAAAAUCAGCUAGAGCAACACAACUGAGUAAUGAUUUUAUGCGUGAAAUCGAAAUAAUGGAGUCUCUCUCUCAUCGAAAUAUUGUCAAAAUUAAACACUGGAUACAACGACCGUUUUGUAUAAUAAUGGAAUAUUUGGAAAGUGGUUCCUUUUUAGUAUAUUUAACUUCGAAAAAACCAAACUUGACGAAUCCAAUUCUAUUGGGUUUUGCUUUGGACAUUGCGAGAGGUAUGGACUAUUUAGCUGGCCAAAACAUAAUUCAUCGCGAUUUGGCUGCUCGUAAUAUUUUGGUUGACAGAGAUAGUGUCAAAAUAUCCGAUUUUGGUUUAGCUCAGCGAGCAGAUUCAGAUGGCUAUUAUGUACCUCAUAGUAGUCGUGAAAUACCAAUUAAAUGGUAUGCGCCUGAGGCAAUUAAAAAGGAUGCCAAAUUUUCAUCACAAUCCGAUGUAUGGUCCUAUGGUGUUACACUGUUUGAAAUGUUUUCAAGGGGAGAAUCACCAAAUCUCGAACCUAAUGUGGAGUUAUCACAAGAGGAAUUUUUGAUGAGACUGGAUAGAGGAGAUCGAUUACGAAAACCAACCUUGUGUGAGGACCAUAUUUACAAUCGUCUUAUGAAGCCCUGUUGGCACGGUAAUCCAAAGAUGCGACCAAAUUUCGGCGAAAUCAUCGGUAUUAUACAGUCAAUUAGAAAUGAAGACAUCAACACUAUACCAAAGUCAGAUUUUAAUAUUUCCCCGCCUACAUCGCCUACGUCAAUGAAUUAAUUUAGAAUCGAAACUAAAUACGAAUGGAAAAACAACAACAACAAAAAUUCAACUCAAGUGCAAGUAUGACUUUUUAUACAUAUUGAUGGAUGGAUCACAAACCUACAAACAAAGUAUACUAAUAACAAUUAAGAUGAGAAAUGUUUUAAUUUUAAUACACAAUAGUUUCAAAGAGAAAAGGUCCAGCUGAAUAGGAAUGGAAUGGGGUUUCUUUAUUUGUAGACUAAUGAUAUAUUAAGUUGUACAACAAAAAAGCUACACACCUUUUGUUUUUGUCGAUUUUUCGCCUGUAAUAGAUUGAGGUUCUAGCACUUUUACGAUAAGCAACAUUGAAUAGGUAAACAAAAAUUGUAUGAUCUUGCACCUUGUUCCAUUGUUUUUUGUUUUAUUUUUUUAAUUUGUUGAAGUAAGAAGGUAAUCUCUCGACUCUGCGAAAAGUUUUACACUUUUGUUUUAUUAUAUGUAGUAGAAAUUAUAUAUUUUAAAUAAAUAAAAUGUACUAUAAAAGUUCGCCUAAUGUUUUUGCAUAAGCUGUGUAUGUAUGUAUGUUUUUAUUUUUAAAUUUAAUUAUAAUUUAAGUGCCUUCUGGACGAGAGAAGAACCUAAAACAUAGUUUUUGCGUUUAUGUGUUGAGAAAAAAAUGCAACAAUUAUAUAUUUAACUAUAUAAAUAUCUAAACGGUAGUUUAAUUUUAACUAAUUAUGUACAUGGUUUUUAUGUUUGUAAAUCGAUUUUGUUUUACACGCAUUUUUUUAACGAUAUAUGCAUACAUACAUUUAGAAAUAUAUAGCACCCUCACUUUAUGUUUUCGCCCUCACUUUCCCAACGCCCUACCCAUAAAUUGUUAUAUUUUUUUUAUUAUUAUGUGUCUAAUAAAUAAAAUUUUAUUCAAAAGCUUAAAAGGAGAAUUUCAUCGGCACAUUUCUCAAACCAAAAAAUGCAGAACAAAACUUUAAGUCUUCGAAUUUCAUGACCUUCGACAUUGACAAAAUCCAUGAAGAAUUAAAUGUUUUUUUAUUCACACAAAGACUAGGAUACAAAUACUUGAUCAGCUUGUUGUUGUAUGAUCUUGCCUUGUAAUUUUUAAUAAUCUUAAGUAUCUACGUAAGAUUUUAAUGUAACAAACGAAAUAAAAGUUCACGCAAAAAUGUGAAAUAAGUCAUUUGGAGUAAAAA
This is a messenger RNA of Stomoxys calcitrans (stable fly), 5093 nucleotides long. It is a transcript of the gene hop, whose product is annotated as tyrosine-protein kinase hopscotch. Gene Ontology annotation, cellular component: cytoskeleton; cytosol. Gene Ontology annotation, biological process: intracellular signal transduction; cytokine-mediated signaling pathway; cell surface receptor signaling pathway via JAK-STAT. The coding region runs from base 358 to 3918 and encodes 1186 amino acids. Gene Ontology annotation, molecular function: cytokine receptor binding; ATP binding; non-membrane spanning protein tyrosine kinase activity. Lineage: Eukaryota; Metazoa; Arthropoda; Insecta; Diptera; Muscidae. The transcript is spliced from 14 exons. The record is from RefSeq and is a predicted model, not a curated record.